UUUGUUUUCACACUCCAAGAAGAGACCCUGUGACAAAAAGAAUUCUAUCUCCCAAUAAGUCUGUCAAGAUGACAACUCUGGAUGAGUGUAUAACAGCAAAGGAGUCAUUACAUUUGGAUAAAAUAGAUGUUUUGCCACAAGACAACUCUAAGCAGCUUGAUGAGCCCCAGCAAGAAGCAUCAUCUUAUCCUGAUGACAACAUGCCAAUUAAAAGCAAAGGUGGCUACCAGCUGGAUUUUGACAACCUCGAUGCUAUCAACCCAUUUCAGAGCUCUAAUAUGAUGGCCCUCACUCCUGCGAGGCCUGCUGCUGAAAACCCAACUACACAUCAAGCUGAGGCUCAAAGCACAAAACCAGAGCAUGUCUCAGAGGAGUCUACCAAGACGGAGCCGACACUAGAUGAGACACUUCCAUUCACCCCAUCUGUGGAAAACUCACUGGUUGACCUCUCCACCAACAUCAGCUCCGCAGACAGCAGUGGGAUCGUAGUGGUGAGGAUUCCAGAUGUGGAUUCCUGGACUGCAACACCAGAUGAAAAGCAGCCUGCUAAAAUGCCUUCAAGUGUUGACCAAGACAAAGCAUCAGGCAGUUUUGUGGAAGAUGCUCCACUGCCAGAGAGAGGUUCAUAUAACUUGGAUUUUGAUAACAUGGAGGAAAUUAAUCCUUUCCAGACUGGUGGCUCUAAGAUCCAGAAUUCUCCUAGUCUUGUUAGAAAGGUGCCGGACAAUAGCCAGUCUGCAGAGGAGCCACAGGUGAAGAAAAACAAAUGUGCAGAUGGUGUAGAUGUUCCUGAGGAGGUCCAAGAGUCACUUGUUCAGCCUGAAGUCAAGCCAGAAGCUGCAGUGGCAGUAUCCUCUGAUGCAGCUAGACCUCAACCUGCUGAAACCCAGCCAGCUGCUGCCCCAAGCAAAGAAGGCCCCAUCAAACUCGAGUUUAAUUUUGAUGACGGCAUCGAGGUUAAAAAGAAACCUCUACCCAAGAAAUUUGUCAAAAGGCCAAGUGGUGCAAAGUCUAAAGAGGGAAAGCCACCAUCUGAUGUCAACCCACCAAAAGAAACUCCACUGAAGCCUGAUGCCAGUGAUGUUGCUGAUGUACCACUUCCCAAAAACUCUUACACAUUUGACUUUGACAAGGCUGAUGACCCAAACUUUAAUCCAUUUGGCACAACAACAAGCAUAAACAACUCUCCAAAGUGCAGCAGGAAAUCCAGCCCUGUGCUGAUGAAAGCUGCCACUCCAGAGCAAGCUGACCAGCCUGAGGAGAAGCAAGCUCCAUCGCCAGCCUGUGUUGGAGAGAAUGUCCCAGUAACUGAACUCAACCCUGGAGCAGUUUCUGAACACAAAGCUGCUUCUGACCAUGAUGAGGCACGUCAGCCUGAAGGUGAUCAGCUUGUGCAGAGUCUUCCUGAGCCUUCUGAUCUGUGUCAGCCUGAGCAGAAGUCACAGUCCGGCAUGUUAGACAAUGAAGAGUUUGUGCCUGGAGCAACAUUCAUGGCCAAUGACUUUGAUGGACAGAUCGACUACCUUGAGCAGUUUGGGUCCAGCAAUUUCAAGGAAUCUGCACUGAGGAAACAAUCCUUGUAUUUAAAAUUUGACCCCCUUCUGAGAGAGAGCCCAAAAAAGUCUGCAGGCCCAGCUGCUCAGCCUCCUGUCCCCCAUCCUGCUGCAUUUGCCUCACGGCUUGAAACUCCACAGAUGAUAGAAAAGGAGGGAACAAACAGGCCACUAAAGAAUGAUUUCAAGCUACUUGAUGCUGCAGCACCAACUCGUCCAGUCCUCGAGAGCCUCAUCCCUCCUUUCCCCCAGCCAGCAAACACAGAGGAUGCAAUCAUUGAAGUGCUGAAGUACAGUCAGAAAGACAUGGAUGCAGCCAUUGCCAAAGUCCAGGCUGAAACAAAGGAAAAAGAAGAGCAAUGGAAUGCAAAGUAUAAAAAGCUGCUUGAAGAUGGUCAAGAACUGAGGAAAAUAAUUGCAGAAUUUGAGCUUGAGAUUGCAAAAAUGAUGGGUAAGUUUAUAUAUACUCUGUGCAUUACCACUGCCAAUGACAGUAGGUAUCCACAGCCCCCUGCCUACGAAUUAGUACAAGCUCUGGCCCCUUGGAAAUCCUAUCCCCUGAUCUCCCUGAGUGAGAGAUUGAAGAGCUCCAUGGACCGGAGUAAAGACCGUGGAUCCUACAUAAACUAG
This is a messenger RNA of Monopterus albus (swamp eel), 2183 nucleotides long. RefSeq names its product transforming acidic coiled-coil-containing protein 3-like. Lineage: Eukaryota; Metazoa; Chordata; Actinopteri; Synbranchiformes; Synbranchidae. The coding region runs from base 69 to 2183 and encodes 704 amino acids. The record is from RefSeq and is a predicted model, not a curated record. Gene Ontology annotation, cellular component: cytoplasm. The transcript has 12 exons. Gene Ontology annotation, biological process: mitotic spindle organization; nuclear migration; cerebral cortex development.